This is a messenger RNA of Myxocyprinus asiaticus (Chinese sucker), 4628 nucleotides long. Its product is annotated as trichohyalin. The transcript is spliced from 7 exons. NCBI's taxonomy places the organism in Eukaryota, Metazoa, Chordata, Actinopteri, Cypriniformes, Catostomidae. The coding region runs from base 254 to 979 and encodes 241 amino acids. The record is from RefSeq and is a predicted model, not a curated record.
ACACACACAGGUGAAAGUGAACACUGAGCAAUUAAUAUUUCAAGAGUGUAACAGAGCCUCUCAAACACACACACACACACACACACACACACUCUCUCUCUCUCUCUCUCUCUCUCACACACACAUACAUACUCAGGUGAAAGUGAACACUGAACAGUUAAUAUUUCAGGAGUGUAACAGAGCCUCUUAAACACACACAGAGCUGUGGGCAGUUUUCUUCAGUAUAUUCCACAGCACAGCUCGACCCAACAUAAUGGACACAUCUGUGGUUGUAGAAGAGAGACAGAAAGAGUUGGGCAGGACAGCAGACAGGAAGAGAGACUUACAGGAGCUCCUCAGACAGGAAGUAGAAACACACAUUACUGAGGGCAGGGCCAGUGUUCAGACGAAUCAGGAGCAGGUGGGACGCAUCAGACAGCUCAAGGAUCAACUGCAGAGAGAAGAGAUCAGGCUACAAGAAGAGAAAAGAGAAUCUGACCAAUCAGAACACAGCUCUAACACGGUGACUCAUGAGAAACUCCUGGAGCGCAGAAAGAGACUUAUGGAGACUCAUGAGAGACUGAUAGAGGAGGAACUGAUGAAGAUGGAGAGAGAACUGCAGGACGAGCAGGUGUGUGGUGUGGAGGGCGAGCUGCUGUACCUGCGCAGAGAGAGACACAUCCUGGUGCUGCAGAUUGAAGCUCUGCGCAGAGAAAACCAGCAGGCCUGCGCAGACCUGGAGACCCUGAACAGACAACACCAACAGGAAGUGAACACGCUCAGAGAAGAGAGCUUACAGGUGUUCAGGGCCUUCCGGGCAGUUCUAGAGGAACAGAGGAGGUUGUCAGAGGGCAGGUACAGAUCGCUGCUUUUAGACGCCAUUCAGGACGCGGUUCAUCUGUCCAAUCAAAACCUGCAGCUACAGGAGGAAAUUCAGCAGCUACGCAAAUCAUUAAUGGAGCAGAGAGGCUGUUUCUCUAACCAGACACCCCUCCAGUAGUGAGCGCUUCCUGUAUGUAUGGAUAUAUGGAUAGUAUGCAGAAUGGGAUGCAGCAACAAUCACCCUCAAUAGUCAAAAUAAAACUGCAAUGACUGGACACAAAAAAAAGUCAUGAAUGAAACAUCAUCAUCAGAGUAACCAAAGUGUCUCUUUGUGUAAUAAACACUAAACAUGACCUCAUUAACCCUCCUAUGGUAUUAAAAAAUGGCACCUUCCUUUGGUAUUCGUGGCCAUUUUUUGACCGGAAGGUUUAGAUAUGUAACCCUUUUUUUAUGAUGAUAAUGAAACCAUUUUUUCUUCCCUGAAGUAAGAACAAUAGAAAUGCAUUUAUCUUGGGAUUUUAUGCUAUUUUGAUCUUAUUUACAUGUACAUUUCUAGAUGUUACCAUUAAUUUGCAUAUACAACUUUUUGGAAAGAAAUGAAAGAUUCAGAACCUACACUUCUAUAAGCUGAAACAUGAAGAAAAUAUGAGAAUGUGACAUAAAUUGGAGGCAGAUUGCUGCCAUCUGGUGAACAAAAUAUAAAUAACAUGAGUUGAACACCAUGUCAUGUCAGUAACAGCCAGUAGAUGACUGUAGACACAUACUGUGUAGUCUGAUGACUUUUUGUAACCUAAUUUUAUAUUUUAUCACAAGAUAUGCAUUUGGAUAUAUAUUUAGACAUGAUCAAACUAUUAUUUGUCAAAGUUUAGCAUUUUAAAAUUGAUUUGAAGUGUCAGUUUGUGCAGUUAAUGUCAUUAUGCUUGCAAUCAAACCUGACCAUGGUGUUACAAAGAGAAGACACAGAAUAAGCCUUUUUCUACCAAUAAUUUAUUUUAAACUUAAAAAUUUAAUAACUCAAAUGCAUAAUAGUCAAUAAAUUAAAAUCAAGAAACAGAAAUGAACUGCAAAAUUCUGAAAAUUCAAUUAAGAGUAUAAAACAGAAGAAUCAGUGUAAACAUUUUUCAAUUUCUAACUUUCUAUAGUAAAACGAAUAUUUUGCAAAUGUGUGUCAGAUUGAUGUCAUCAGCUGGAAAACAACAGAUGACUUGUAAUGCAAACAAUGACCAAAAGAGGCUGUAGAGCUCCACUUAUUGAUGCCCUGGUUCUGUGUGUGUGUGUUCUACAUUGUGUGUUACAGUCUCACCAGUUCAUUUGUGUGUGUGUGUGUGUGUGUGAGUGGGUGUGUAUGUGUAUGUUUUGCACUGAGGAUGUUUUAGAGUCUCACCCUGUAAUUUCUGUUUUUUUUUUUUUUAUAUAUUAUGCAACAUAUGGUCACCCUUAGAUCUAUAGUGGCAACAAGGAACCCUCAGUAGAAGUUGAUCAGAAGACCUGAGCGCUCUGGUGGGGGAGUAAGGGAGGAGAAGGUCACUGAUAUAUUGGGGUGCGAGACCAGAUAGUGCCUUGUAGACAUAAAUCAGAAUUUUAAAAUCGACCCUGAAUUUCACAGGAAGCCAGCAUAGUACAGAUACUAAAACAGGGGAAAUGUGAUCCCUCUUUCUUGACCCUGUUAAAAGCUUAGCUGCCACGUUUUGAACCAGCUGUAGGCGGGAUAACGCUGUUUGGCGGAGACCAAUGAAACACCAUACAAGUGAUUUUGACCCCUUUCUAAACAUGUUAAUUAAACACAGACCAGGUUCAAAACAUUAUCCUUUAUAAUUAUUUGCAUAAUUAUUAAAUAAGUGUGACAUCAUUUCAUAUUCAAUUCAACACAUUUAUUUGAGUAAAAUAAACUCACAGAUGCAUAUGAGAACAUAAUAAAUAUUCAUGUUGUCACGUUCAGUCUGUGUGAGAUGCUGUUCAUUCAGUUAGAUGCACUUUAAUAUAAUCAAAACAAAGGCAGAAACAGACAGAUAUUUGUGGCACAUGCUGAAGAAAGUAAACAAACAAACGAUGAACGGAAAAAUGAAAUAAUCAGAGAUUUAGAGAAAUGUCUGACGCUGUGGUUCAUGUUCACUGAGAUCCUGAUGAGAAAAGGCUGAAAAUACAUAUAAAGGGAUUGUUCCCUCAAAACUAUAAAUUCUGUCAUCAUUUACUCACCCUCAUGUUGUUCUAAACCUGAAAAAGGAGAAUGUGCAAAAGGAGACAGUUGGAAGCUGAAUAUUCAUGCUGCUAUUUUCCAUACAAUUAAAGCAUAUUGUGACCAGCGGUAGUCAAGCUCCAAAACUUACAUAAACAGCAUCAUAAAAGUCUUCUGAAGUUGUACUAUAGCUUUGAAAACUGUGAUAAACAGACCCCAAUUUAAAUUGUUAUUCACUGAAAAUCUUUCCCUCCACUGCAGCUCUAAAAUCGCAUUUACAUUCAAGUCCAGGUUAAUUAUAGUUUUGGAUUUUUAAUGUCAUUUUUAUUUCCAUUUUACAGGGAUGCACUGAAAUUUCAGUGUCCAGAAUUUUCAUUUCGGUGCAUCAUUGCUAUUUUAUAUUCAAUAUGUCAUUCCAAGUUUAGUUUUCAAAUUCGUCUGUUGGUUUUAGUUUCGCUUUUGUUUUCUCAGUGUUUUCUAGUUUCAGUUUAGUUCGUUUUUAAUUUAGUUUUAGUAUUUUAUGGCUGCCAAAUCUAAAGCAUUUACUGGUGUAAUUUUAGUAUGUCAAACAUGAUUACAUUUCUCAUGUCAGUCUUUUGUUACCUUUAUUCUGUAGCAUUUAUGUUAAUUAGGUGUUUAAUUAAGGUAGAUUGUAAAUGUUUCAAUUUUUCUAAUGUACUGUAUGUCAAAAACUAAAACAAAUUAAUUCAAGGAAAUUUGUAUUUUAAUUUAGUUGGUUUUGGAGUAUUUAAAUGUACUUUCAGUUCUUUCCAAUCAUGUCAGUUUUUAUUAGGGAUGUCCCGAUACCGAUAUCAGAAUCGGGUCCGAUACCACGCUCAUGGACUUGUACUCGUGCUCAUAAAAAAGCUCCGAUACCAUCAUACGAAUGUCCAUCCGUAACCUUCAGCGCACAAAUUAAAAUCACGUCAUGUCCUGAUGUGAUAAUUAAACCUCAAAGGUUGCGGUUUAAUGAGAUAAAUCUAUAGUUUGCAUGUGCUGCGUGCUUCAAAUAUGAGUGUUUGUGAAUGUGUGGAGCCGGUGUUGUGCUGACAUACAGACACAAAGUGCUCAUACCUUUCAGAGCUCCUUGGCUCAUAUACGGAAAACACCAUCAUGACCAUCUCGAGCUCUGUUUGUAGUAGAUGACAGCGAGAAGAGCGCUAAGUCACUAUGUAGUGUGCAGCACAUACAGACUACAUAUUUAUUAAUAAAUAGCAGUCUUUUGCGGUUUAAUAAGAACUCUGAGUCAUGUAGCGACCGGCUUUUCUGGAUUGACCAUCAUAACACAGAAAUGCUUCAAAAUAAAACCUUCGCCAAAAUAAAAGCUAAAUUUAAAUGGAAAAAAGUAUGCCAGAAAUAUAUCACUACUGUAUAGUAAUGUUAUAUUCACUGUAAUACUACUACUACUACUACUACUACUACUACUAAGAAUAAAUCACUAGUAAUUGUAUUAUAAUCAAGCAAUAUCUCACAUUUGUGAUGCAUCACUUUAUUUGAUAAAAAUACUCCAAUGUUGUAUUUGGAUUGUGCUGUGAGGUUCUGAAUAAAAGCACUUCGUUUGAUAAAAAUAGUUUGAUAUGAUGUUGAAAAUUAAUUAUAUUUUCAUUUGAUAACAUUUUAUUUAAUUAUUUUAUUUAAAAAAAAAAAAAAA